UAACUACCUAGCUAGGUUAGGGGUAUUUUACCAGCGGUUAGCAGCAGUUGUAACGUGUUAUUUAAGAGAAUAGUAAAAGCAAUUUGGGGAACGCCUUCAAGAUAAUAAGUCUUUUGACUAGGUUGAGAACCUGCAGUAUGUCAUACGUCUUCGUCAACGAUUCGCUGCAAACUACUGUUCCACUACUGCAUGCCUGCAUUGACGGAGAUUUAAGUUACACCAAGCGCCUGCUUGAGUCCGGUUUUGAUCCGAAUGCACGGGAUUGCCGCGGUCGGACGGGGCUACACCUGGCUGCAGCACGGGGGAAUGUUGAGAUCUGUCGUCUGCUUCAUAAGUUUGGAGCAGACCUAUUAGCCACCGACGCGCAAGGGAAUACUGCGCUGCACGUGUGUGGGCAUGUCGACACCAUCCACUUUCUGGUGUCCAGCGGACUUAAGAUCGACAUCUGCAAUCACAAUGGAGCAACUCCAUUGGUGCUGGCCAAGAGGCGUGGCGUGAACAGAGACGCACUGCAUCUACUAGAGGGCCUGGAGGAGCAGGAAGUGAAGGGCUUCAACCACAGCUCCCAUGCCAGCCUGGAAAAGAUGCACAUGGCCGAGAAUGAGAGUGCCAUAGAGAACCAUUCACUCCUCAACCCCCACCUGCAGCACAACGAUGGGGUGCUCUCCAGUUUCCGCACCACCUGGCAGGAGUUCGUGGAGGACCUGGGCUUCUGGAGGGUGCUGCUGCUCUUGCUUGUCAUUGCACUGCUUUCUCUGGGCAUCGCUUACUAUGUCAGCGGAGUCUUGCCUUUCACGUCAAAUCAGCUGGAACUUGUGCAUUAGCAGCGGUGGACUCACACAGACUCUCAUGGCCCAAGUUGAUGAAGCUGGCGAUUCAUUUCAAUGGAAGUUAACAAAGUUUUGGACUUUAACCCUUGUGCAAAUUUCUUUGUGUUCUUUGUGGGGGGGUUUUGUGGAGUCAGUGUAAAAGCAAUUUGGAUGUCCAAUUGUGAUCUUUUAUUGCUCAUUGCUCAAUUGUGAUUUGUAUCGAUUUAUGUUCCAUGUAGUUUUUAUAGAUGGUGCCUAACAUUAAGAAUCUAACCUGAUGUAUUUUCAUAAUGUUGUAGAACUCCAUGCACUACAUUUUUAACUAAAUAACUGAAACUCACCGUUAAUUUGUCAAGAUGUGGACAUACUUAUGCGGUGUUUUUAAUUCAUGUUAAGAUGGUAAGGCCAAGGAAAUUGUCAUUCUUGCUCUACAAUAUUUUCUCAAACAGUUAAUUGACUGUGCUCCACCUCUAAUUCUAAUGAACCUUAUUCAGUUCUUCUGUGAUAUUCAUGUCUGAAUAUUAAAGCCAGGUGAACUCUGGAACUCAGCAAAUUUCUACAA
Electrophorus electricus (electric eel) is the source of this 1371-nucleotide messenger RNA. It is a transcript of the gene ankrd46a, whose product is annotated as ankyrin repeat domain 46a. Gene Ontology annotation, molecular function: protein binding. The record is from RefSeq and is a predicted model, not a curated record. Lineage: Eukaryota; Metazoa; Chordata; Actinopteri; Gymnotiformes; Gymnotidae.